Molecule: messenger RNA, 827 nt
Organism: Haliotis rufescens (red abalone)
Lineage: Eukaryota; Metazoa; Mollusca; Gastropoda; Lepetellida; Haliotidae
Product: exosome complex component RRP46-like
Exons: 2
Coding region: 163-798 (211 amino acids)
Biological process (GO): poly(A)-dependent snoRNA 3'-end processing; nuclear mRNA surveillance; rRNA catabolic process
Cellular component (GO): nuclear exosome (RNase complex); cytoplasmic exosome (RNase complex); nucleolus
Source: RefSeq, a predicted model, not a curated record
GAGGAAUGUCUACGAACUCCCUACACAGUAUUUCCUGUGUGUAUAGAAGGAAUUGUAAAAGGACUCGGUAGUGAAGAAGCAGUGCACUAAGUUUACAACAGAGAAGCAUGGUUUGAAUCAACACUCGUCAACUGGUGGAAGUCAUUACGAGAAAGUGCAAUCAUGACUGACCUCCGGCCAAUGACCAGUGACCUUGGAGUACUGACUCGACCUGAUGGAACAGUGACCUUCACGCAAGGUGACACAGGAAUCCUGGCAGCAGUAUAUGGACCAGGAGAAGUGAAAAUUGCUCGGGAAAUACUGGACCGAGCCACAGUGGAAGUCAUCUACAAACCCAAAUCAGGGCUGCCCGGAUGUUCUGAGAGGUUGCAUGAACGAUACAUUCGCAAUACAGUAGAGACGGCCAUAUUGGCUUCCCUUCACCCCAGGUCCUGCAUAUCAGUGACUGUACAAGAGCUGCAGGACUCGGGCUCCCUGCUCGCAUGCUCCGUGAAUGCAGCUUGUUUGGCGUUACUAGAUGCCUGUGUGAACAUGAAGUACCUGAUAGCGGGAGUGUAUGUGAUUAUAGACAGAGAGGGCAACACGGUACUUGACCCGGACCUCAAGCAGGAGGGGGAGAAGGUGGCUGGUGUGACGUUUGUGUUGGAGAACCAGACCUACAGUGUUGUCACCAUGUCCAGUCGCGGAAGUCUCACCACGGAACAGUUCCACAGGUGUCUUCUACAUGCCCAGGCGGCUGCCAAACAGAUUUUCUCCUUCUACAGGAUUGCAGUUGAAAAGAAAAUGUCAAAACCAUGAUUGCUUUUAAUAAAAUGAUUUUUGUAAAA